GCGCUAACCUUCACCCACGUGGGCUAGGUGUGAAAGGGCUGUGGUGUCAAGAUGAAGAAAAGAAAGCGCAAGGAAGUAGAGGAGGGAGAAAUAAAUCAAGAAAGUGAAUCUAGAGGGAGCAGCAAGAAAGCUAAAAUUGGGGUGGACCCUCUGAAGAAGUUCCUGUCUCUCGUGGAACUGGUGACAGUGCUGCAGUCCCAGUCUGAUUCUGGUUCUGGAAUGGGACAGUCUCCCGGCCACAAGUUAGUGGGUGCCAUUCUCCGAGACCACAUGCGACCUCUGUACUCUGCGCUGAUGACCUCUUGCCCUAUGAGACUGGUGGGUGCCUGUCUGCGUCUGCUAACGGCCAUGGUAAUGCAGGGGCACACCGCUGCCAGGGACGUUCAGCAAACCUUCAACUUUGCCUACAAACCUCUCCUUGUCUUCCCGAACAGAACUAACAGAAUAAAGGGGACGUCUGACUCUGUUCGUACCUGCUUCGUUAAGUUUGCUCUCUCGUUUCUCAUUGCCGGCGACAAUGAUGUCAUAAGAAAUAUCCUCCAGCUGAAGAUUCCUGUCGUCAGUGUUCAAACUGCUCCCAGAGGAUCCAGUGGAAUGGUUCAUCUCUUCCUCUCCACUCUCAGAGAAAAGGUGUUGAGGAAUAGUCGAGUUAGCAAGAGAGCCAAGUCUGCUCUCUUCAACCACUAUGCCCUGAAGCAGUUGUCGUGCCUGCUGAGUCUCACUGGGCCGGGCGGGGAGACGAUGGGGGCGGGGGGGCCGGGGAAGAGGGAGAGGAGGGGGGAGGAGCUGGAGAUGGUGUCAGAGGGUAGCGGGGAGGUGGUGGUUAUCUCACUCCGCGACUAUGUACUGGAGGUCCUGACUGAGCUCUGCACCAGUUUCCAACUUGGAGUCUGCUAUAGGACCAAGACCGAUAGUCUGCUGGCUGGGAGGACCAACAAUUCGGCCAUUCUCCAGCUCCUCCUCUCCUUCACCGGGUCUCUCUGUGAGCCUGGAGUUCAGAGUCUCGUCUCCGAAGCCAUCGCCACGUGUCCCGACCUCCUCACUCCGUACCUGGGGGCUGUCGGAGUUAGCUUCGAACCCAGACCUAACUCCAAGUGGAUUGACAAUGUUGAUUUCCUGAAUAGAUUAGUGUGUGGCCUGCCGCCAGUUCCCGAGACUCUGGGUAUAAUUGGUGGGUGUGGUCAUGAGGUCCCCACAUCUCUGGUACCAGCAGCAGUGUCUCUGACUGUCCCCGCGGCCAUCUCGCGAUCCUUCCUCAACCAGGGAAUUCAGAUACUUGCUACCCAUGUGAGUGGUGUUUUGGAUCUAGAACCCAGUCCACUGGUGAGGCUAAAGACACUGGAUCUGAUUCGUGGUAUCCUGAAGAGAGCUGUAGCAACGGCAGCAUCUCUGAGUGCUCUUGGACCUUCCAUACCUCCUGGCCUCGGCUCUGGCACGGGGGCCACCUGUGGUGAAAUGAGUCCGUCUGCCAGCAUUGGUCCGACUGUAACCACGACGUACUCCGACUCCGUCCUGAAGCUACUGCCGGAGCUGAAGACCCUAGUGAACCUGCGACAGACCCUCUGCCAGGGAAUGGCGUGUGGGGUUAGCGCUGCGUCCUCUCUGGAGCAAGCCAAGGCCAGCGACUCUUUCUCCCCGCAGCAUAGACUAGACAAUGCUGGUCUCCUGGAGGACCCCAGUGGCCUCCUCACUGGCUGUCUGGAGGUAAUGAGAGGCUACCAGACCCUCUCUCCCUCCCAAUUCCUGCAGGCAGACUUUAACCCUGUCAGACUCCUGCCUUCCCUCGCCCACCUGGCCACUGACAGAGCCACCCCUGUACCUCCGUCUGUACUCACUGCCACUCUGAGACUACUGGAGGAGAUCCCUAGUGAUUUAUUCAAGUGGCAACAACAGAAGAGUGGUGUUCUGUCGUCUCUGCUGUGGCUGGUGGUCUGUGAUGGUAGAGACAUACACGACGUGGCUCUCAGACUCACUCUGAAACUGUUGCUGUCAGUGGAGUGUUUCUCGCAGUUGGAGGUGGAGUUAGGGCUGGUCCUAACUGCCGCCAGGAGAUUCACCGACCUGUGUCUGCCAGAGAGA
Geodia barretti is the source of this 2079-nucleotide messenger RNA. The record is from the annotation of a GenBank genome assembly. NCBI's taxonomy places the organism in Eukaryota, Metazoa, Porifera, Demospongiae, Tetractinellida, Geodiidae.